AUGCUCCGCGUCCAAGUCAAGAUGCGCAUGCGAAAAGUCGUCCUGACCUCGUCCGAGGUGUCGGUCCUGCUGUCCAUCACAACCAGUGGGUGUCCCCUCGCCGUCCUUUUGUCGCUUUCCUUUGCCUCGGCUGCCUCUCACGGCGUCUUGCUCACCUGCGCAGUUGUUCUCUGCACGCUCGCCCUCUUCCUCAGCGGCUACGCCCUCCAGCAGCGCACCCUCCGCCACCUGCGGGCGGCCAUCCGGCCUCGCGAAUCGCUGCCCUCGCCGGAAGCCGACGUGGCCGACCGGUUCCGGAGAGACACGACGGAGCUCGCCGACGGCACCGUCGUGGUCAUCGGCUCGGCCGCACAAGCCGCAGAGGCAAACCCGACGGCCCGGCGGAAGACGGAGGAGGCCGCGGGCGACGUCGAGAAGAAGGGCACCGACGGGGCGUCCGAGGAGCAGCUCGCCGUCAUCGCCCAGCUUCAGGCGCAGGUGGCGGCCAAGUCAUGGGGCGUGCCACAUCCGGACCCGCUCAGCAAGAGCAAGAUUCCCAUCACGGCGGCCGAGCGACGACGGUUGAUCAAGGAAGAGAUUCGACGGGCAUCGCAGGCGGACGAAUCAGCCUACCGGCCGCGGAGGCGGUGGUACUGGGACUGCGGAAAGGCGUAG
This is a messenger RNA of Drechmeria coniospora, 654 nucleotides long. RefSeq lists its product as uncharacterized. The record is from RefSeq and is a predicted model, not a curated record. NCBI's taxonomy places the organism in Eukaryota, Fungi, Ascomycota, Sordariomycetes, Hypocreales, Ophiocordycipitaceae. The transcript has a single exon. The coding region runs from base 1 to 654 and encodes 217 amino acids.